This is a messenger RNA of Sphaeramia orbicularis (orbiculate cardinalfish), 2191 nucleotides long. RefSeq names its product canopy FGF signaling regulator 2 (gene cnpy2). Gene Ontology annotation, cellular component: endoplasmic reticulum. NCBI's taxonomy places the organism in Eukaryota, Metazoa, Chordata, Actinopteri, Kurtiformes, Apogonidae. Bases 329 to 883 code for a protein of 184 amino acids. The record is from RefSeq and is a predicted model, not a curated record. The transcript has 6 exons.
GUCACAUCAAAAUAUUUGUCCAAAAGCCCAUACGACAGUAAGAACUCCAGGUGUCUUCUAAUCUUUUUAAUUUCUUAAACUGUUUUGGUAUAAUUAGCCUGAAUCCCUAACAUGCUACUCUUCCGGGUUGUUGCCCUGGUAACUGCUGAGCCUCUGGAGAUGAUGUCACCAUCUUCCCGGCCACGCGGAGGCGCUGUCUCAGCUCGAGCUCCAUCCUGUUCAGAGGCUCGGUUGCUACGUCACCAAAUUUCACCGAAUGUGAUGGAACAGCGUGGAACAACGUAGGUACAAGUCAAGAAAGAAACACAGCGCCAGAAACUCAUGCAAGAUGAGGGAAGCGGCUCUUCUGCUUGCACCGUGUGUGGUUCUGUGUCUCCUCCUGAGCUCCAUCCAGGCAGCCAGACAAGGACAGGACAUCAGAUGUGGAGCCUGCAGGGCUCUGGUAGAUGAGAUGGAGUGGGCCAUCUCCCAGAUAGAUCCCAAGAAAAUGAUCCAGACUGGAUCAUUCAGGAUCAACCCAGAUGGCAGCCAGUCCAUCAGAGAGGUACCUCUUGCCCGCUCCGAGGGAAACCUCCUGGAGCUGAUGGAGAGUGUGUGUGAGAGGAUGGAGGACUACGGCGAACACACAGAUUCUUCCACAAGCAGAAAGUCGUACAUUAGGAUCAAAUCUCGGAGCGGUGAAGCCAUGGACCUCUCAGAUGCCACACUGGAUACGAGAGUCACAGCCAGUUUAAAGUUUGCAUGUGAAACAAUUGUUGAGCAACAUGAAGAUGAAAUCAUUGAAUUCUUCGCUCAUGAGACAGAUAAUGUUAAAGAUAAACUCUGCAGCAAGAGAACAGAUCUCUGUGACCACGCUCUGAAAAUCCCCCAUGAUGAACUUUGAUGUCUGCCCACGGCUACUGUUUCUCCUCAGCCGAAAUGGAGAUGUCUGGUGCUGUAAUAUUUUUAGUUUAGUUCACUUAUCACCAUUUUACACAGUGUCAGUGGUGGGGGAUGGAUACAUAUCCUUGAAAAAUUAAAACAUAGAAAAUCCACCUGUCAGAAAUAAAACCAUUCCUGUGACUGUGGGGAGUUUAAAGUUGCUUAUAAACUGUUAAUUUAUUACAUUUUUCAGUACUCCUUUUCUCUUAUGGCUUCUGUCUUGCUUUUAAACACUUCACAUGGCAAUAUAAAUAUAAACUAACACUCCCGGCAGAUUCAAGUCCUUUAUGUCUACGUAAAAUAAUGAAAUAAACUGUGAAUAGUAGGUUGGGAGCUCAAAAACUUCAUCAAGUGGUCAUUAAAAUGAAUGAUUGCAAAACAAGAUGCCACAAAAUCUGAUAAAUUCACCAUAAUAUGAAUAAAUGUUCCUUUAUGACAGGGAAAACUGAUUAUAGAUUGAGGAUACAUUAUGCAAGAGUUUAGAUUUCAGUGAAAUCUGUUUUCAUUCUAAGAGACAAAAUGCACCUUUAUCAUAAAACAAAUGUUUCUCAAUUAUUGCAGUCAAACACCAUCACUGGAGAUAUCUCAGAACCGUUGAUCCAAAGAUGAAAAAGAUUGAGAUUAUUGUCAGAUAUGUCUGAAUACAUCAUGCAUUUCAACUACAGAUACAGGUAUUUGGUGAUUAUUUAAAAAAUUGGGGUGGAGUAAAAGAAAUUUUUAAAUAUUUUGGACCUAGCUAUAAAGUAACAUCCAUCCAUUAUCUGAACACUGCGUAGAGUUUAGUUAAAUUCAAUAAAUGUACUGAAUUGACUCCCAGGGAAUUUAUAUGCUGAUUGAUUAUGUGAUCCAGAAACUUAUUACAAUAUAAAUGACAAUGAAGUUACUGAUUUACAAAUGGGCUGAAAGCAUUGGGUGUUUUAACUAGUCUUUCUUGGCUGCAGUGCUAAACAGUGGGCUUUUCUUUACGGUAAACACUAAAGCCAGGUUCAGUACUCUUUGUUUUUAAGAUUUUCAUGUUACGUUUCUGUAUCAAGUUGAUUAAAAGGUAACUCCACUAGGGUGUGCUGUAGUCCACGUCUGAUCUUUGAGCCGAAAUUGAAAUGCCCUCAGUUAAAGAUCCUAAUGCUGUACCCUCCACAUAAAAAGAGAUAAUAAGAUGAACUUAAUAUCUCAUGUGAACAUUCUCCUGAAAUUUCCUGUUUUUAUAUGAACUUUGUAAGUUUUCUUCAUCUGUUUUGUCUUCAAUCAAUGGAAAUAUAUUUGUACAUCA